CGUGACAUGGGUCGGAAGAUGGCGUCUCCCACAGACGGCACCGACCUGGAAGCAUCUUUGCUGAGUUUUGAAAAACUUGAUCGAGCCUCACCAGACCUCUGGCCUGAACAAUUGCCAGGUGUUGCUGAAUUUGCAGCCUCCUUCAAAAGUCCCAUCACUAGCUCUCCACCCAAAUGGAUGGCUGAAUUAGAACAUGAUGAUAUUGAUAUGCUAAAAGAGCUGGGCAGCCUCACCACAGCUAACCUGAUGGAGAAAGUACGAGGGCUGCAGAAUCUAGCCUAUCAACUGGGGUUGGAUGAGUCUAGAGAGAUGACUCGGGGAAAAUUUCUCAACAUUCUGGAGAAACCCAAGAAAUAAGCCACAGCUUGUGAAUAAGAUAAUUCAGCGGACCACGAAUGUUCUUCCUUUCUUCCAGUAUAGACCUGACAGCUCCCCGCACUGCUUCAACACUCAGGCCUGGGGUACGUCAUUGAGACACACUUCUCUACUGCUCCUGUGGCUGUGCUUCUUGUGGAGGACGUUGGUUGGGAGAAAAGGAUCUGCUCUCCAUAAGGAUCAUCAUUGACCGUUGCUCCAUAAGCACUGAGACUGCAUGCUAAGCCUAGAUCACCAGAAAUUCUUGUUUUAUCUUAAGAGUGAAGUUUUACUUCUCCAUUUAUAGAAAUGAUUUAGAAUCUAUGUGGGACCUAACCCUGCCUCCUUAUGAUCCCUUCAUUGGUGUGAUUUAGUGAUAUAUCUGGUCUAAAUCAUACUGUUUGAAUUUGCUACGUAUUAGAUGGGCUCUUUAGUCAUAUUGAUCUCUUAGACAGGUUAUCUAUGAUGAGAAAAGAUGACUGACUGGGGAUUUGGAAUUGGCCCAUAUAGGAUAUUAUAUCUGUCCUGAAGUAGCCUAGUAUGUUCUAGGUCCUGAGCAUCCACAUCUUGAGAAAUAGGAGCCUCCUAACACAUCGUCUGAUUGUAAAAUUCCUUACCUCUCAUUAUAGUUUCAUUUCCCAUCAUGGCACUUACUCUUCCUUUCAACUGUUUUUUGAUAAGAGGUAGAGGGAUAGGAAGCCCCUUCUCGAGUUAGUUUCUAAUGUGAAUGCUCCAUGAUGGGAGCUUAUAUCAUAAGCUAUCGUAUUAUAUCAUGAGACAUCACAGCUCUGUGAUAGUCUUCCAGUAUCAAACUACUAUAAGAGACAGAAAGAUUCUUCCUAGUUUAUGAUUUUUUCACAGCAGGCAGUUCUGCCCCAGCCUAGUUCAGUGAGUAGCCCAAAGGUGGGAGAAAGUAGUGCUAUGAAAAGAGAACAAUUUGGAAGAAUCAGAACGUCAGAGAAUAGAAACUCUGUUUAGCUUAAAGAAAUGUAACUGUUGAGGGGCAGUAGCAUUAUGUAUCCAUAUUACUUCAUCUGCAGUAAGACAUUUUGGCUGACAGAGGAUUUCCAGGUACAGAUGCAACUAUUCCAAAGCUCUGUAACCAUAUGUGUUAGAGAGGAUAGGUUAAAACCCCAUAUAUAAAUUGAAAUAUCAAAUUUUCUCCCCCCAAAAAAAUAUGUCUACAUUUUGCCAGUUCCCACGUUACAAUGUUUUAAGAAGUACAUUGAGAAUUAGAGUUUUCCUAAACUCCAGUGGAAUAUCGCUAGCCAAAACAUUUGUUUGGUGGUAGCAAACUGUCUUUCUUUGACCUUGGAAAGACUUGCUGGUGUUGGUUGGUUCUUUGGUCUUAAUUGUCUGUAGUGGUGAGCAAAAUUUUCUUAGCUCAUCCAAGGCGACACCAUUUUAAAAACUUCUUGAUUAACCCUCUUUUGAUGCUUGUGCCCUAUUUCCCAUAGUAGACUUACUAUUGAGUUUUCUCUCCAGUAAAAUUCAAUUACUUAAGAUAAUUCCACCUAGUGAGAGGAGAAAGAAAAUUAAAGAAAAAUGAGGGAUGAGGAGAAUGUUCUGUUUGGUUGCUAGAUUUGGUUUAGCAACUAAAACUUUUGAAGUUUCAUUUUAAAAUUAAAUAUGUUGCUGACAUUCCUUUAUCUCACUAAAUGCGGUUGAGCUCUGUACAUAUUAUAUAUAUAUAUGUAUGUGUGUGUGUGUAUGUAAUCUAGCUCAUACAUAUAUGUUUGUAUGUUUAUUUGUGUGUGGCCCCCACAUAAUUGUCCUAAUGUUUUAGUCUUCUUUUGCUGUGUAUUUUGGAGAAUUGAUAACUUAGGCACAUUUAGUGCUUUGGGAAAUUAAAAAACAUGAGUAAUAUUGGAACCUAUGCCUAGAACUCAUGUCUAUAAUCUGAAACUAUGUCACUAGUUCCCUGGGCCACUUUCGUUCUUUUUAUCUUAGUUUCUUGUUUACAGCACUUAAUUGUCCUCAGCAGUGCAGCAAAGUAGAUGCUUUAAAAUUGCAAUAUUUAUUGGUUUUGUCACCCUUAGAAGCGUUAAUGAUGUAUUUUUAUAUGGCUAAUAUAAGUCUAUGUACAGUGUAUGUAUGUACUUUACAUGUGGGCAGAUUAUAAUUUGUAUAUGGUGGUUGCUGUCAUAACAAAUGUAUCUGAUUUUAUAGCAGGGCAUGAAGUUUUUCUAAAAAGUUUCAAGUUACCUAUUUAAACCCUAGCCAUCGUUGGAAAGCUCUGCAUUUAAUAUUAAAGAACCCAGUUAUUUUAUUGGGGUAUAAUAAGUAUCUAGAAAUGGCUUUAAGCUCCUUGGAGAAUUUAGCUCUUCUUUAAAUAUAAGGUACUACUAUAAUAUAGUGGAAUUUUAAAUAGACUCUAUUUUAAAGCAAAUAAUCCAGGGAUGGGUAUCCUCAUUCAUUAGCAUACUGCUAAACAAUGGUCAAUAGCAGAUUGAAAUUGAACCCUGCUUGUUCACCCUGGAUUAGUGCAGAUUUGCACAGGGGGCCCCUGUAGUAUUUUUCUAGACUUUUUUCAAAAUUAGUACCUAGGUCUGGCCCUAGGCAAAAUUGUGAAGUAGAUGAUUUGUCUUUGGCAGGCAUAAGCCCUUCUCUUUCAGCACCUUUCGCCUUCCCCAAGUGCUAUCCUACUGUUCCCUGGCCACCCAGAAUGCCCUAUCUGAUUACUGUGUCCCACCUAGGCCUGCCCUCCUCAGGCAUCCACAUUAUAGUUGUUAUUUGUGGACUUGUCAUGGCCCCUGUGAGACUGUAAAACUCCUUGAGGUCAGAGAUUAUAUUGUUUUUCAUCUUUGUAUCCUAGUGCCUAGCACAGUGCACUAAACAUAAG
Vombatus ursinus (common wombat) is the source of this 3196-nucleotide messenger RNA. RefSeq names its product lin-52 DREAM MuvB core complex component (gene LIN52). Gene Ontology annotation, cellular component: DRM complex. Gene Ontology annotation, biological process: regulation of DNA-templated transcription. Bases 7 to 357 code for a protein of 116 amino acids. The record is from RefSeq and is a predicted model, not a curated record. The transcript is spliced from 6 exons. NCBI's taxonomy places the organism in Eukaryota, Metazoa, Chordata, Mammalia, Diprotodontia, Vombatidae.